This is a messenger RNA of Phragmites australis (common reed), 2386 nucleotides long. Its product is annotated as transcription factor GTE9-like. Gene Ontology annotation, molecular function: protein binding. The coding region runs from base 528 to 2051 and encodes 507 amino acids. NCBI's taxonomy places the organism in Eukaryota, Viridiplantae, Streptophyta, Magnoliopsida, Poales, Poaceae. The transcript has 10 exons. The record is from RefSeq and is a predicted model, not a curated record.
GAGCCCACGGCUCCGAGCUCACCCUUCUUCUCCCCGUUCCCAUUCGAGUCCGAGUCACGACCCCAACCGAGUGAAGAGGCUCGGCUCGUUCGCUUCUCCCCCCCGCCGCCGAGCCCGCGCCCGCGCCGGCGCCCGCAACCCUAAUCCCCGUCUCCCUCCCCGCCACCUCUCGCCGACGAAGAGGAAGCGGCGCGUGCACGCGUUCCCCUCCCGGCCCCUCGGCCGCCGAGGGCGAACCCGAAGGCGGGGGCGGCCGCCUCGAUCUCGCUUCCCCCCUACGCGGAGGAUCUGGGAGAGGGGAGGGUUGGGAGCAGCCUCGUGGAGGCCCCGGCCCGGCGCCCCCCGCUGUACCCGGCGCCGGCGAGCGCGAAGCGGCAAACCUCAGCCUGCUUCUACCUGUAUGCUCUACUUCCAGGCUUGACUGAGAAGCUGCACUCUGUGCCUAUUGGAAAGGGCAUCACCAUUUACCAAGUCUGGAGUCAGUAGUCCUCUGUCAAACCAGAAAGCAAGCCCUCUAACCAAACACAAUGAUCACACAAGCCUGUAAAAAGAGGAGGGCAGUUUAUAUAAGCAGUGAAUCUGAAGAUUCUGAGGUUGAGGGAAGCAAACUCUCCCAAAAAUCUGGUGUGACAUCAGUUUCUACAUGCGAGCACCAAUCAUCCUAUAAGAACAAGAUUGAAAGUAUGAAUGCUAGCAAGAUAAGGCUGUGCAGAAAUAUCUUAAGGAAGCUCAUGGAUCACGAACAUGGUUUGCUUUUUCGCGAACCAGUUGAUCCAGUGCUAUACGGGAUUCCGGAUUACUUUGAUAUUAUCCGCAACCCGAUGGAUUUGGGUACUGUUAAGAAGAAACUCACAAACAAACAGUAUGUUAGCACCGAUGAGUUUGCAGCAGAUGUGGGGCUAACAUUUUCAAAUGCCAUGACAUAUAAUCCUCCAGGAAAUUAUGUACACGAAGUAGCAAAAGAAUUGAAUGGAAUAUUUAAUUCAGAAUGGGAAUCAGCGGAAAGAAAAUAUAGCGAGGAACACGUGCAGAAAGCAAUGAAGGUCAUAAAAGCUCGAGCUGCUGUGGAUUCAAAGUCUGUGGUUGCUAGAGAGCCGGUAUCACGCUCAAAUUCGAUGCCUUUGGUUGCUAGAGGGCCAGUAGCUUGCUCAAAUUCACUUGCAAAGAAGACACUGACAGAUGUGAUAUCCUCCAAAGUAAAAAUUAAAUUUUCUGUGCGAAGCUCUGAGCAGACCUCUUCCAAAGACAUGCCUUUUCAAUCAGCUGGUAGCAGAGAGGGAUCAUUAAAUCAUUCUCUCCCAGCUGGCAACAGAGAGGGAUCUUUAAAUCAUUCUCUCCCUUGCACUAAGGAGAGUGCUAAAAUAUCGAGGAUACGAGCACCUGAGCACAUCUCCGACUCAAUUGGAAAUGAAUCACGGUCUUGCAAUGAUACUUCUACUUCGCCUCUUGGUUCCUCCGGGCAAGGAGAGGAAAGCUAUUUACACGAUGAACCUUUAUCACCAAGCAGAGCCCUUCGUGCAGCAAUGCUCAGGAGUCGUUUUGCUGGGACUAUUGUGAAGGCGCAACAGAAAGCACUUCUGGAUCAUGGGAAGAAUAUUGAUCCUGUGAAAUUGCAAUUGGAAAAGGAGAGGCUGGAAAAAAGGCAGCAAGAAGAGAAAGCAAGGAUUGAAGCCCAGGUGAAGGCUGCUGAAGCUGCUGCACAAUUAAAGCUUGAGGAAGAAAUGAGGAUGAAGAGAGAGCAGGAAAGAGAGGCAGCACGCCUGGCACUACACAUGAUGAAGAAGACCGUUGAUAUAGACAACAGUGAUUUCCUAAAGGAGCUGGAGAACUUCAGCAAAACAUGGCAGUCGACCCCCCCUGGCAAAUUAAUCGUAGAUUUUGUCGAUGGGAUUGACCUGCCACCUGGGCUAGGGAGCCCACUGGAGAGGCUUGGCCUUUUCAUGAAGAAAGAUUUCGAGGAAGAGGCAGAACACGAAAUGGAGGACAGUGUAUCACCCUCGAUGGAUGUUGACAUGGAGGAAGGAGAGAUCAGCGGUGUCGGUAGCAACUAGCAACAUCCUUACUAGGUAGUAAGAUUGUGAGUACUAACUCAUAUAUUCUUGAAGUGCGUGACCUCAUGAGGAGAGUGGAAAAGAAUAAUUAGUUGUGGUUGUGCGUCGUGUGACCAACCUGAGAACAUGUCUCAGCCGAACUGUGUAGUGGAGUAAUUUGGGCUUAGCUGCCGAUUUUUUUGUGGUUCCGUCGGGCAAUAGUAUGAUAAUUCCACAUUGCUACUGUAUGUUGCAGGUGUUUGAUAGCUAUGAAGAGUGAGUUCGUCGGCUGCAUAAUUUGUAUAAAAAGAUGGUAAAAAAAGAGAGUAAUGGAGUGCUAGUAUAUACUUUAGGUA